This is a messenger RNA of Nelumbo nucifera (sacred lotus), 2242 nucleotides long. Its product is annotated as appr-1-p processing enzyme family protein. NCBI's taxonomy places the organism in Eukaryota, Viridiplantae, Streptophyta, Magnoliopsida, Proteales, Nelumbonaceae. The record is from RefSeq and is a predicted model, not a curated record.
AAACUAGGGAUUUUUUUUGUUUAUGUUUUCAAUUCCACCAUUAUUGCUUUCUUCCUUCUUUGAAAUUCUGUCCAAUUCAGUUUCCAAAUUUGUAGGUGCUCGUAACAAAAUACCUAAAUUCUGCUGGUUUCAGAUGUGGAUGAUAUACUGAUCAACUAGGGCUUUGAGUUGAGUUGCGGAAUUCUUAUUCGCAGUUGUGGAAGUGGGGGAAUUUUGGGUUCGUUGAGUAGUGCGGAAUCCAAGAGCUUCUGGUUUUAGUUUGGAGGAACUCGAUAGAUAGGUUAGUAAAGCUUUGACCUUGGGGUAGGGGAGAUGUACCGGAGUGUGUCUUCGGCUACCACCCGGGGUGGACUACCUACAGACAGCGGAGACUGUGUGGUUCAACUUGAUCAAGUUCCACGUUGGAGCGAUGCUGAGCAGAGGUCUUCUUUGGCAUAUGAGAACGAGGAUGUUUCCUUUCCUAGCUCGUACUUUUUGGAUCCCCUCACAUCCGCUUCUGGAGCAGAUAAUGGCGCCAGUGGGACUACAUCAAGGUUUCCUGUCGAUCAUGAAAUAAACUCAAAGGUAUAUCUCUGGCGGGGAAACCCUUGGAAUCUUGAGGUUGAUGCAGUCGUCAACUCCACAAAUGAGAGUUUGGAUGAAGCACAUAGUAGUCCUGGUUUGCAUGCUGCAGCUGGACCUGGUCUUGCUGAAGAAUGCAUGACGCUGGGUGGAUGUCGAACAGGAAUGGCCAAGGUUACCAAUGCAUAUGAUCUACCUGCUAGGCGGGUGAUUCACACUGUUGGUCCGAAGUAUGCAGUCAAGUAUCAUACUGCUGCAGAGAAUGCUCUGAGUCACUGCUACCGCUCUUGCCUUGAACUUCUUAUAGAAAAUGGACUUCAGAGCAUUGCUAUGGGCUGUAUAUAUACAGAGGCUAAAAAUUAUCCUCGUGAACCUGCUGCACAUGUGGCAAUAAGGACUGUUCGACGGUUUCUAGAGAAGCACAAAGAUAAAAUUACAGCUGUUGUUUUUUGUACUACCACGGCAUCUGAUACUGAAAUAUAUAAAAGACUUCUUCCGCUGUACUUUCCUCGAGAUAAACAUGAGGAGGAGGUGGCACUGUCAAAGCUUCCUGCUGAUGUUGGGGAUGAGAAUGGUGAGACAAUAAUAGAUGAACGCAAAAUCAGAAUAAAGCCCUUGCCUGCUAUAACUACCAGUGUCCCAAAACCUCCCAUUACUCCUGAAGCUCUUCCCGUUAGUGAUGUUGGGUUAACAAUGAGACGGAAUUCAUCCUAUUUGGAUUCAUAUCUGGAUCCUGCAUUCAUGUCUUUGAUUAAGGAUCCAGAUCAGAGACGAAGAGAACAAUGGGAGAAGGCUGCUCGAGCACAAAGUGGUUGGAAUUGUGCUAAAUUUCUUGGAUUUGGUGAUCUUGGUGGUCCUCCCUUGUCCAUUGCAGAAGAAUACUCACUUCAUUCUAGAUAUCUUGCUAAAGCAAAUUCCCUUAAUCUUUCUGAAAUUGCGGAAAUGAAAAUAGUUUACCGUGGUGGGGUAGAUAGUGAAGGACGACCUGUUAUGGUUAUUGUGGGGGCUCAUUUUCUGCUGCGAUGUCUUGAUCUGGAGCGGUUUGUACUCUAUGUAGUAAAGGAGUUUGAGCCCUUGAUACAGAAGCCUUAUACUAUUGUAUACUUCCACUCUGCAGCAUCUUUACAACUUCAACCAAACUUAGGAUGGAUGAAGAGAUUGCAACAAAUACUUGGUCGGAAACACCAGCGUAACCUUCAUGCAAUAUACGUUCUUCAUCCUACCUUUGGGCUGAAGACAGCAAUACUUGCUCUACAAUUGCUCGUAGAUGGUGAGUCAUGGAAGAAAGUCGUAUAUGUCGAUCGGCUACUGCAGCUGUUCAGAUAUGUUCCACGCGAGCAGUUGACUAUUCCUGAUUUUGUGUUCCAGCAUGACCUCGAAGUGAAUGGAGGGAAAGGUCUUAUUGUGGACCCUAGAACCAAAUAUGUGUAUCACCGUCCAUAAUUGUGAAUUUUAGUCUGGUAUGUGAGUAUCACCAAACAUGCAUACGAUACAGGAUUUUUGUUUUUUAAUUUUUGAAUUCUUUUGUCCUUUUUUAUUUCUUUUCGUAGGUUGGGUGGGAUUAAUUUGAUUGUUCCUUGUGUACAAGUAAUUUUCUUCCGUUGUUUUUUUUUUAUUUUUUAUUUUAUGUAAUUUUUGAAGAGAAAAGUAUGGAAAUAAAAUCAUUUGUUUCUUUUUCCUG